Messenger RNA from Entrophospora candida, 1833 nucleotides. NCBI's taxonomy places the organism in Eukaryota, Fungi, Glomeromycota, Glomeromycetes, Entrophosporales, Entrophosporaceae. The record is from the annotation of a GenBank genome assembly.
AUGACCACUACAUCUGAACUUAUAGAUGGAUUAGUUGAUAUAGAUUCAGAAAAUACUGAAAAUCGAUAUUCAAAAAACAUUGAUUACUAUCAAAAAUACAUUGAUUUGCUAAAAGAAAACAAAGAUUUAGAAACAGAAAAGGAAAACUAUAAGUUUGAUUUAACCAAAUAUCGAGAAAUUCUUGAACCAACUUACAAUGAAAAAAAUAGAAAAUUAAAAGAGAAAAAUAAAAUUAUAACCCAAGAGAAAGAAUUUUAUUUUGAUAAUUUUACUAAAUAUCAAAAAGAAAUUGAACCAAAAUACAAAGAAAAAAUCAAUAGUUUGACUCAAGAUUUAUCUAAUUGCGAAAGAGAAUUGCUUCAAUGUAAAGAAGCUGAGAUAGCUUACAAUUCAAUGAUCAUAGAUUUAAAAGAAAGGCAUAAUUAUGAUAGAGAAAGAAUAAAUAACUUGGAAAAAGAUUUAAAACAAUCUAAAGAUUAUGCUGAGAAAAAAACCAUUGAACUUGAAACAGAUGUUCGUAGCAAAGCUGUUAUGAUUGAAGCUAUUGAAAAAUUGAACAGAGAAUUACAGGUUGAAAGUGCCAACAUAAAAAAGGAAGUCCCAUCAUAUCAUUUUUGUUUGAGUGAUUCAGUCCAACUCUCAGCUGAUAUAAAUUCUUUACAGGAUAAACUUGAGAGAUAUGUUACUACAUUAAAGGGUUCUAUAAAAAUUGAUAAUAAUAAAAUUCAAGGAUUAUAUGGAAAAUAUAAUUUAGAUACUCAAAAUCUAACUGAUAAAGUUUUGAUGAAAUCAGUUUUACAGCGUCAUGUUCUAGAAAAAAUUUUUGAAUAUAUUGAUAAUUAUCUUGAGAUUAAAGAAGAUGAUGAUCCAAACCAUCCUAAUAAUCAGGAAAAAUAUAUAAUGUAUCAUGCAAAUAAAUUAAUAUUUCUUCUUGAUAAAUUUUAUAAUAACCAUUUUAAAGAAGAUAAUAAUAAUACAAAAAAGCAAUAUAUGCAUCCAUUUGUAGUAUUCGGAGCAAAAAACCUUAAUCAAUUAAUGACAGGGUACCGUUAUAUCAAGGAUGAUACUAAAAGAAAGAGUGUAGAAAAUUUUGCAGAAAAUCUUAUCAAAGAUGUUGUUAGGAUAUUUAAAUUUCGAUUAUUAGUUCAAGAACCAAAAUGUGAAACACUCUGGUUUAAAGAUGACGAAAAAAUAAAUAUUCAAUUUAUGAAAGGACAAUGGGGUGAUGAUUGUUUGGAUGAUUAUGUUGUGGAUAUUUGUUAUUUUCCUUUGAUUGGAACGGAAUUGAAUGAUUCGAGUAAAACAAAAGAUCAUGAAUCUUUAAAUGAUGAACUACAAGAUAAUUCAAGUUCAAUCAUAAAUGACAUGCUUAAUAAAUUAUUGACCACACCAUCCUAUUCAACACCAAGUCAAAAUUCAGAUAACAACGAUCGUAGCAAUGAUCCAAAUAAACGUCAACAUUCAGUCAACAACAAGGAUCCAGAUAAUCGUCAAAAUUCAGCUAACAGUAAUCGUAACAAUGAUUCAUAUAGGCGUCAAAGUUCAACUAACAAUGAUCGUAAUAGGGAUCUAGAUAAGCGUCAAAAUUCAGCUAACAGUGAUCGUAGUAACAGUGAUUGUAGCAGUGAUCCAAAUAAACAUCAAAAUUCUGCUAACAGUGACCACGACAGGGAUUCAAAUAAGCGUCAAAAUUCCGUUAAUAGUGAUCAUAACAGUGAUCCGAUUGAUACCAAUUCAUUCCAUAAUCAACAAAUCCAUUCUCGAAACUCUAAUAAUCAAAGAAAAAUAAAAUGGGCUCAAAUACUCGGGCAAACUUCAAGUAAAAAAUCGUAG